Chiroxiphia lanceolata (lance-tailed manakin) is the source of this 8404-nucleotide messenger RNA. RefSeq names its product ATP binding cassette subfamily C member 4 (gene ABCC4). Lineage: Eukaryota; Metazoa; Chordata; Aves; Passeriformes; Pipridae. The record is from RefSeq and is a predicted model, not a curated record. Gene Ontology annotation, cellular component: plasma membrane. Gene Ontology annotation, biological process: transmembrane transport. The transcript is spliced from 31 exons. Gene Ontology annotation, molecular function: ATP binding; ABC-type transporter activity; ATP hydrolysis activity. Bases 113 to 4105 code for a protein of 1330 amino acids.
GGAAACAGCGCCGGCCGGCGGCAGAGCGGUGGCGGCUGCGACGGUGGGAAGUCGCUCGUGAUCCUGCGCCCUCGCCGCACGCCGCGUGGGUCGGGGCGGCGUGGCGGGCGGCAUGGAAGCUGUGCCCCGCGAGGAGAAGCCCAACCCGCUGCAGGAUGCCAACUUCUGCUCCCGGCUGUUCUUCUGGUGGUUGAAUCCCUUAUUUAUUACUGGCCAUAAACGGAAGCUUGAAGAAGAUGAUAUGUAUAAAGUACUGCCAGAAGAUUCAUCGAAGAAACUUGGAGAGGAAUUGCAGUGGUACUGGGAUAAAGAGGUGCAAAAAGCAAAGAAGAGAGGGAAAACGCCACAUUUAACAAAAGCCAUUAUUCUUUGUUUCUGGAAGUCCUAUUUAGUUCUUGGAGUUUUCACAAUGAUUGAGGAAACCAUCAAAAUAGUUCAACCAGUUAUUUUGGGAAAAAUUAUUAAUUUUUUUGAAACCUAUGAUUCCUCAGAUGAGGUAGCUUUGAAUUUUGCAUAUUGUUAUGCAGCUGCUCUGUCUGUGUGCACACUUAUUCUAGCUAUAAUGCACCACUUGUACUUCUACCACGUUCAGCGGGCUGGCAUGAAGCUGAGGGUAGCCAUGUGUCAUAUGAUUUAUCGGAAGGCACUUCGUCUUAGUAAUGUAGCUAUGGCAAAAACUACCACCGGUCAAAUAGUAAAUCUUCUGUCAAAUGAUGUGAACAAAUUUGAUCAGGUAACAAUUUUCUUGCACUUCUUGUGGGCUGGACCAAUUCAAGCUGUAGCAGUAACAGUACUUCUCUGGAUGGAAAUAGGCCCAUCGUGUCUUGCAGGAAUGGCAGUUCUGAUUAUUCUUCUUCCUGUCCAGACCUGCAUUGGGAGGCUUUUUUCUUCCCUCAGAAGCAAGACAGCUGCCUUAACAGAUGUCAGGAUUAGGACCAUGAAUGAAGUGAUAAGUGGUAUGAAGAUAAUAAAGAUGUAUGCUUGGGAAAAGUCAUUUGCGGAACUUGUGAAUGGUUUAAGAAGGAAGGAAAUCUCCAUGGUUAUGAAAAGCUCCUACCUUCGCGGACUGAACCUGGCCUCUUUUUUUGUGGCAAGCAAAAUAACAGUGUUCAUGACUUUCAUGGCAUAUGUACUGCUUGGAAAUUUUAUCUCUGCAAGUCGGGUGUUUGUUGCAGUGUCCCUGUACGGUGCAGUGAGACUGACAGUAACUCUGUUCUUCCCUUCGGCUGUUGAAAGAGUAUCUGAGGCAGUGAUUAGCAUCCGACGAAUCAAGAACUUUCUGAUGCUUGAUGAGGUCUCACACUUCAAGCCACAACUGCAUGGUGAUAAUGAGAAUAUCAUUCUUCAUGUUCAGGAUUUGACUUGCUAUUGGGACAAGAGUUCAGAAACACCAGCACUUCAACAACUUUCGUUUACUGUCCGACGAGGGGAACUAUUGGCUGUGAUUGGACCCGUAGGAGCUGGAAAAUCUUCUCUCUUAAGUGCCGUGCUUGGUGAGCUGCCUAAAGACAAAGGUUUGAUAAAUGUUACAGGAAGAAUUGCUUAUGUUUCUCAGCAGCCUUGGGUGUUUUCUGGCACAGUAAGAAGUAAUAUACUGUUUGACAAGGAAUAUGAGAAAGAAAAAUAUGAAAAAGUUUUAAAAGUCUGUGCUCUUAAAAAGGACUUGGAAUUAUUAGCAAAUGGUGACCUAACAGUAAUAGGAGAUCGUGGAGCUACUCUGAGUGGGGGACAGAAGGCCCGUGUAAACCUGGCCAGAGCUGUGUAUCAAGAUGCAGACAUCUAUCUUUUGGAUGAUCCACUGAGUGCAGUAGAUGCCGAAGUCGGAAGACAUUUGUUUGAAAAAUGUAUUUGUCAGGCCUUACAUCAGAAGAUCUCUGUUUUGGUCACUCACCAGUUGCAAUAUCUCCGUGCUGCAAAUCAGAUUCUAAUUUUAAAAGAUGGUAAAAUGGUGGGGAAAGGUACCUAUGCAGAGUUCCUGAGAUCUGGCAUCGACUUUGCUUCCCUUUUGAAAAAAGAUGAGGAGAUAGAACCUCCAUCAGUUCCAGGAACCCCCAACCUGAAGUCUUCCCGGAACCGAACCUUCUCGGAGUCCUCUGUCUGGUCCCAGGAUUCAUCUGUGCACUCACAGAAAGAUGGAGCAGUGGAACAACCACCUGCUGAAAAUACAGUGGCUACAGUGCCAGAGGAGAGUCGCCAUGAGGGAAAAAUUAGCUUUAAAAUUUACAGAAAAUAUUUCACUGCAGGAGCAAACUACUUUGUGAUUUUUAUACUCAUAGUAUUCAAUAUUCUGGCACAGGUGGCCUAUGUGCUCCAGGACUGGUGGCUUUCUUACUGGGCAAAUCGUCAAGGAAAGCUGAAUCUCACAACAAAUGGAAAUAAUGGAACAAAUGGGACAGAACAUCUGGACCUUAACUUUUAUUUGGGAAUUUAUGCAGUUUUAACAGUGGCGACAAUACUAUUUGGCAUAAUCAGAAGUCUUCUGGUAUUUCAAGUUCUUGUCAAUUCUGGUCAGAAUUUGCACAACAGAAUGUUUCAAUCCAUUUUGAAAGCUCCUGUCUUGUUUUUUGACAGAAAUCCUAUAGGAAGAAUCUUAAAUCGUUUCUCCAAAGAUAUUGGUCACCUGGAUGACUUGCUUCCCUUGACGUUUUUGGACUUCGUGCAGACUCUCCUACAGAUUUUUGGUGUGGUGGCUGUGGCUGUGGCAGUGAUUCCUUGGAUACUCAUCCCCUUAAUUCCACUAUUUAUUCUUUUCAUUUUUCUUCGACGAUAUUUCUUAGACACUUCAAGAGAUAUUAAACGUCUAGAAUCCACAACUCGAAGUCCAGUGUUCUCCCACUUGUCGUCAUCCCUCCAGGGUCUGUGGACUAUUCGGGCUUUGAAAGCAGAGGAAAGAUUUCAAAAACUAUUUGAUGCACACCAAGACCUCCACUCAGAGGCCUGGUUUCUGUUUUUGACAACUUCAAGGUGGUUUGCUGUGCGUCUGGAUGCCAUCUGUGCCAUUUUUGUUAUAGUUGUUGCUUUUGGUUCCCUGCUUCUCGCCAACACUCUGAAUGCUGGGCAGGUUGGUUUGGCGCUAUCCUAUGCAAUCACCCUCAUGGGAACAUUCCAGUGGGGUGUUAGACAAAGUGCUGAAGUUGAAAACCUGAUGAUAUCAGUAGAACGAGUAAUGGAAUACACAGAACUUGAGAAGGAAGCUCCGUGGGAGACCAACAAACAUCCUCCACCGGAAUGGCCUAACCAAGGAAUGAUAGCAUUUGAAAAUGUUAACUUCACUUACAGUCUAGAUGGACCUUUGGUCUUAAGACAUUUGUCUGUUUUAAUUAAACCAAGAGAAAAGGUUGGAAUAGUGGGAAGAACUGGAGCUGGGAAAAGCUCUCUGAUAGCAGCCCUCUUUCGCUUGGCGGAACCUGAAGGAAGGAUUUGGAUUGAUAAGUACUUGACAUCAGAGCUAGGACUCCAUGACUUGCGGAAGAAAAUUUCAAUUAUACCUCAGGAGCCUGUUUUAUUCACUGGAACUAUGAGGAAAAACUUAGAUCCUUUCAAUGAAUACACUGAUGAAGAGCUGUGGAAUGCCUUGGAAGAGGUGCAACUGAAGGAGGUUGUGGAAGAUCUACCUAAUAAAAUGGAGACGCAGCUGGCAGAAUCUGGGUCUAAUUUUAGUGUUGGUCAGAGACAGCUGGUGUGUCUUGCCAGAGCAGUUCUAAAAAAAAAUCGUAUUCUUAUCAUCGAUGAAGCAACAGCAAAUGUGGACCCAAGAACAGAUGAGUUCAUUCAAAAGACGAUCCGUGAAACCUUUGCUCACUGCACAGUGCUGACCAUUGCACACCGCUUGAACACCAUUAUUGACAGUGAUAGAAUUAUGGUUUUAGAUGCAGGAAGACUGAAAGAAUAUGGUGAACCUUACAUUUUGCUUCAAGAACAAGACAGCUUGUUUUAUAAAAUGGUGCAACAAGUGGGCAAGACUGAAGCAGCUUCUCUGUUUGAAACAGCAAAACGGGUAUACUUCAGUAAGAAUUACCCAGAAGUUGUUCAGAAUGGUCAGCUUGCCACAGACUCGUCCUUGGAUCCUUCCUCAGGAUUAUGCGUAACCGAAACUGCACUGUGAUUCCUAAUAGCCUUAACUGUUUCCUAUAGAAUGUAAACCUGAGAUCAUCUAAACUCAGUGGCAACGUUUGCAAGUGUCAACAGGAGAGGAAAGGGAGGGGGUGAUUCUUUGCACUGGACAUCCUUCUUAUUUAAUACUGAGAAGAAAAUUUUUACUGUCCGUUUCUUUAAUUUCAGUGCAAUAUGUUUUCCUUUCCAACUAAUCAUGUUUGUAUUGCUAAAGAAAUUAGGCAGAUUCAGUUUUUAUUUGAAAGUUAUGUGGUAGAGAUCUCUUUUAUUUAAACAGGUGCAGGACACCUAAGUCUAGAGUGCAUAUUUGGAACCUAUUAAAAUAAUUGGAAUGUGUCCUUUUUUUCUUUUAGAGAUAUUUUGAGAGCAAGCAAAACCAAAAUUUUUUCAGUGUCACUUUUGUCAUGACAUCUGUGUCUAAACAGCAGAUUUGGUAGUGUGCAACUUAGUUAUCUAGAGCAACUGUUUUUCUACCUGCUAUAAGUAGCUAUGCAGGUUGAUAGAAAAAAGACUUGAAAAAGCCAAAAAUACUUUUUGUUUUUUAUAGCAAAAAAAGUACUCUAUACUUAUUUUUUGAUAAAUAGUUCAAAUAAUGCUGUUCAAGAUGAGUGUAAAUACUAAUUUUAUUUUGCUAAAAUCCAAAUACUGAAAAAUCAAUCUCAGUCUUCUAUACUGUAGAAGAAAAUUACCACAUUUGCACUGAAAAAAUAUUUAAAUAAUUUAACAUACAUUCCUCUUUUUAUCCAGGUUAUCAGAGAAAAAAAGGUAUUAAAAUAACUUGAGGAAACGUUUGAAUGACAUGUCAUUAUACCUAAAUACCAUGUAGUACAAAGUUAUCUUCAACACAACACAUUGAAAUGUAUACAUUAUUUGCAUUUAUUGUGCCUUAAUAUUUGUGCCUUCAAGCCAAAGCUGUAACUGCAGGGUACACAACAAAUUCAUUAAACAUAUGUUAAAAAUAUGUAACCUUAGUAUGUUUAAAGUUUUGCAUUAGGGGUUCUGUUGAACUUAAGCUGUUUGAAGUUACCAUCCUGCCAGAAUAGGUAGGAAAGUACAACCUGUAGUUUUGAAUGGCUGUUGCUAGAGGAAUGCAGUGAGAGAGAGGGGUUCAGUAUUCAUAAGUUAUGUCCUGAUUCAGCAAAGCACUUUAACACAAAGGCACUUUUCCCAUGUUUGAAAUAUAACUCAAGCAAGUGCUGUGCUGCUUCAGAUUUUUUCAAGUUUAGUGAGCUACUCUUUGAGAUCCAGUAGAAAAUGCAUCUAUUCAUCUUGCUGUUUAAAGGGCACAGGAGAGACUAAAAGGCAAGAGAUCUCUUCGGGACAUGGUAAAUACUGUGCUUUUUAAAAAAUACUGAAGAUGCUUGCUAUUACCUUUGUAGUGCCAAACAAUUGUUAUUUACCCAGUGUUUGCCCAGUGGUCUAUAAGUAAGGCAAGCACAAAUGUUUCUCAUUUCAAGCAGUUCUACCAGAAAGUAAUUGAAUCAAAUACAAAGUUACCCUCUCCUUAUUGGGAAGUAAGUUGAGGCCAAAGCCUGUGCCUGAGCACAAUCUCUCAUCUACAAUGACUUUCUCCUGCUCAGGAACCAGUCCCAUGGUGAGAGGCAGAAUCCUCGUUCCCCUGUUGCAGCAUCUUCCCUGCACUGUGGUUUGCUGUCCUACUGUGAGAUCCCAGGAGAGAGGGGAUCCUACCUGCAGUGCCACCAGCCAGGUAGAAGGGGGACAGGGGUGCUUUGGAGGUGGUGGAACAAACAUCAGAUACCUAAUUUUGCUGGUAACAUCCUCUCACAUCAUUAGACAUUGUUAGGAGGAAGUUACAAAAUGAGAUGCUCUUGUCCCUAGCCUUUUUUUGUCAAGUCCUAACACUUCUUUGUUGUGUGUAGCAGCUUACACUGUAACAAAUUCCACUAAGAUCAGUGGAACUGAACUUCACACAGCGAUGUGCAGCACGAGGCUUGUGCUACAUCUGGUGAUAAAUAUCAGACAGUCAAGGGCAGCUACCAGUUCCCAAGCCACAUGGCACAGAUGGGCUCAUGUAAGGAGUGCUUAUGGCUUCUUCGAACACACCAGCCACAUCCACUCUUCUGUGCUUCUGGUCCUUGGUCUUCCCUGGGCUCAUGCAGUCCACUUAUGAUCCUAACACACAAUUAUCUCGUGUGUUUCGUUGUGAUUUUCUUUUCAAUUAAAGUUGUCUGAAUUAAAGAUAGGACUGUUCUGCAGCUCAGCAGAGUGGUGUUUGCAUUGCACAGGUAUGUGAAGAUGUAAAGUGCCUCAGUAUGUGAAGUCACGUGGGAUAAUGCUGGGGGACUGUGUAGCAUGAAGAAAGUUCAACCUCACAUGGUCUUGUCUGUAAUUGCCUUUUUGGCAAGGAUCCAUGGAUCCAUGUCCAGACUCUUCUCAAACUUUGUCUUGGAGAGACCUGGUUGGAGUGGUGUGAAACAGAGCUAGGGUGAGCUGAUUGGUAAGGCAGUGCAUGGAGUUGGGAGCUCGACCUCAUUUGUUUAUCUUCUUUUUUUGAGCAGUGUGGAUAUAUUCAGAGUCUAACUGUGUUUUACAAAAGUGUAUUCUUUUUAUUUCCAAGUAGUUACUUCUUACAAGAGAGUAAGUAUGAUGGAUAAUAUAGAGACUUUUAAAUAAGAGAACAGUACAUUCUCCUGGCCAUACAUACCUGGAGUUUAUAUUUUUUUAUCAGAACCGAGGAGAUAUGCAUGUGUAAACCAAGGGUAUAAUUACAGUUUUAGUUAAUUUCAGCUCUGAAAUUAAUCUAUGGUAAGUUGUAUUUCAGAUCAGAGCUCCAAAACGCUGGCUGCUGCAGACUCACUGGUAUGAGACCCUGACAGAUCUAGCUAUCAGUCUAUAAGCUAGAAUUACUUUGAUACUGUAGCUUUUUGAAUGCGCACAAAAAUGUUAGGUAUGUCUGAAAAUGCUGAUUCUGCUUCUUCACAUGUUUUGGCAGGGCACUACUAGCUGAAGGUAUCAAAUAUCAAUAUAAGAUGAAAGAAACGUUUUACAAAAUCACACUUGAAACCCAUAAAUUGCUGAGUAGAACAACUGAUAGUCAUUCAUGUCUGUCACUGGCAUUAUAUAAUUUUUCUGGUUUAAAGUAACAAAACUAUUUUACUCAGGAAAUUGUUGUUUAGUUUCUUUUGUUGGUAUUGUUGUUGAUACAACUAUCAACAGAUGUUUUGUUCUGAUGUGGAUUAAGAUUGACUGACCCAAUUAAUUUCAUUUGAGUAAAAAGAUGCAAUGUACCUGAAUGGCAAAACUCAGAUCAGGGAUGAAAAAGGCCUUCCUGUAGUGAAAGUCUUGGUUUGUUAAAUGAUUAAAUUACCUUUCCGGCAAGGUGUUUUAUGUUUCUUUAUAAAGAAAAAUCUAAAUAGUUCUAAACUUCCACUUUGAAAAAUAUUGUGCUUUAUUUGGAAAUAGCAAAGCAGGUUACUGUAAGUCACAUUUCUUCCUGGGGAUCUCGGAAAAAGAACUCAGUCUUAUGAGUUAUUCAAGCCUUUAAAAUGUUUUUUCACCAUGAGGUGCCUUACAAUAUUCCAGAGUCUUGUUUCUAAUAAAUAUAAUUUUAUACAGUGACACUGAAAAUCAUCAGUUACAGAACUGUUGUUUCUUUGGUGUAAAAGUCUAGGAACAGCCUCUACUUCUGUUUCAAGAAUUGGUUUUUUGGCUUUUGUUCUGAUAUCUCUUUGCUCCACCCUUCUCAAAGGACCACUGGGAGCCAGCAAAACGUGGUGGCAUUUUCAAAGCCAACACAGUUAGCUGGGAUAGGUUAUUUCAUGUUUUGCUUAUUUUAAGGACAAAAUUCUCUUUGGUGAACUGAACCGUUUGCCAGAUGGGCAUAAUCUUCUGUGAUACCAUUCAUACUGCCCUUUGAAAGAGGGAGGACCUUCUGAUCAACCUCAGUAAUGCUGGUUGCAGGCUCUUUUAGCCUUGCCAAAACAUUUGAAAUAACAUUGCAAAAAGAGUCAGAAGAGGACAAAAGCAACUAGCUUCAAAAUAACUCAGUUUAAAGUUUGGAGGGGGAAAGAAAAAGUUGAAAUCACUUCUUUCCUGUGAUAGUGAUGAGCAUCUGACCCUUCAGCGGAAGAGUAUGGCUUUCUGUGUAUGUUUUACAUUCUGUAACAGUGCACUCCAUUUUCCUCAUUUUAACUCUGGUUGUGGUUUGAUUUGGUUCAGUUCUUGCAUUUGUGUAAUUAUUUGAUUUUGUUAUUGCUGUGGAAUGAUUUCUUUUGUGGACAUUCACAUGACAACUGCUGUCAUACAAUAAAAGGCAUUUCUCAGAAGCGUG